ACCGCCACCUCCAUUCCAUUCCAUUCCAUCCUGCCUUUCUCCUCUCCUCCCCUCGUGCUACGCUCCGCUCCGCCGCGCCACCAUCGCCUCCUCGCCCGCGCGGCGCUCCCGAUCGCCUGAUCCGGCCAGCCCGGCUCCGCGAGGGCUAUGGAGCUCGCCGCCGGGACGGGGCUCGUGCGGCCGCUGGGUGCCGGUCUCCUUCGCCGCGGCGGCGGCAGGAGAGCGGCCGGUCGCGCCGCCUUGCCGGGGCUCUCGCUGCCCCACCUUGUCGCGAGGCGGGCGGUCUCUGCCGCGGGGGGCGGGCAUCUCCUCCCCAGGCACGCCGUUCGCUCGGCCCGCGGCGGUGGGGAGUUCCACGGCGAGGUUGCCGCCAGCGACCGGCCGUCUCCGACGCGCGCGUUUCCCUCCGAUGGUGCGAAGGAUCCUGCUGCCGCGGUGCGCAGUUUAGAGGGGGAUCAUCCUGGAGAAAUCAGGAAGGAACUAGCGAAUCUGGCUUUGCCGGCCAUAGUUGGGCAGGCACUCGAUCCUGUGGCGCUGUUAUUGGAGACUGCAUAUAUUGGCCGUUUAGGUCCUGUGGAGCUGGCCUCAGCUGCCGUGGGUGUGUCGGUCUUCAACAUUAUAUCAAAGCUGUUCAACAUACCACUCUUAAGCAUCACGACCUCGUUCGUGGCUGAAGAUGUUUCAAGACAUGAUUCCUCACAGUUUACUUCAGAGGGAAACAUAUCUAGUGAUGCUGGAGGAAGGAAGAGGCUUCCCUCCAUAUCUUCCGCUAUACUUUUGGCGGCUGCAAUUGGUAUCAUUGAGGCCUCAGCAUUGAUUCUGGGGUCUGAAAUUCUCCUGAGCAUUAUGGGCGUGUCACAUGCAUCAACCAUGCAUAAUCCUGCAAAGCUGUUUCUUUCUUUAAGGGCACUUGGUGCUCCUGCCGUAGUGGUUUCAUUGGCUAUUCAAGGUAUCUUUCGUGGAUUGAAAGAUACAAAGACACCUCUACUUUACAGCGGCUUGGGUAACAUCUCAGCUGUGGCUCUACUUCCCUUUUUUGUGUAUUCGCUGAACCUUGGAUUAAACGGAGCAGCUCUUGCAACUAUUGCUUCACAGUAUCUUGGUAUGUUUCUGCUCCUCUGGUCUUUAAGCAAAAGGGCAGUUCUAUUGCCUCCAAGAAUAGAAGAACUAGAUUUUGUUGGGUACAUAAAAUCUGGUGGUAUGCUUUUAGGGAGAACUCUUUCUGUUCUUAUAACAAUGACCCUUGCAACGGCAAUGGCUGCUAGGCAAGGCACAGUAGCUAUGGCUGCUCAUCAAAUAUGUCUACAGGUUUGGCUGGCGGUAUCACUACUUUCAGAUGCAUUGGCUGUUUCUGCCCAGGCAUUGAUUGCAAGUUCGUUUGCGAAGCUUGACUAUGAAAAGGUCAAGGAGGUCACAUACUAUGUAUUGAAGACAGGAGUAUUUGUUGGCGCAGUUUUGGCCCUUCUUCUUUUUGCCUCUUUCAGUAGACUUGCAGAACUGUUCUCUAAAGAUCCUGCGGUUUUACAAAUUGUAGGGAGUGGUGUUCUGUUCGUUAGUGCCAGCCAGCCAAUUAAUGCCCUAGCUUUUAUUUUUGAUGGACUUCAUUUUGGUGUCUCAGACUUCUCAUAUUCGGCUUCUUCAAUGAUCACUGUUGGGGCCAUAUCCUCUUUAUUUUUGCUGUAUGCUCCAAAAGUUUUUGGCCUUGCUGGGGUUUGGGCUGGGCUGGCUCUUUUCAUGGGUUUGCGCAUGACUGCAGGAUUUUGGAGAUUGAGUUCGAGUGCAGGCCCUUGGUGGUUUUUGCACCAGAAAGAACCAACAUACAAAUUACACUCAAGUACAUGUUGAUGUCGGGCUGCAGGAGCUAAAUAGAAAGAUAGACAGAGAAUGGAACUGAUGAAAGGAUGAUUCCGUCAUUAGAGAAGCUGAACCUCUUGGAUUUCUUGAGAAUAAUGCUUCCUUCGUCAACCUUGUCAUAAAACCUCUCUGGUAGCAUUGCAAUCAAGCAAGACGACAUGGCAAAGGAGAAGCUGUAGUCAGGAACCAUCCCAUGCUUUUGUAAAGGAAUGCUUCGCUUGAAGUAAGCUUCAAUUACUUUUGAGAUCGUCCAUCUCUGAAAUAACAGAUGGAAAGAAACACUUUCAGAUUUUGUGGAUGCUCAAGCUAAUUAUUAUCCGAAUGAAAGUUGCAACAGUUUUGAAACUC
Molecule: messenger RNA, 2202 nt
Organism: Oryza brachyantha (malo sina)
Lineage: Eukaryota; Viridiplantae; Streptophyta; Magnoliopsida; Poales; Poaceae
Product: protein DETOXIFICATION 45, chloroplastic-like
Exons: 15
Coding region: 148-1845 (565 amino acids)
Biological process (GO): transmembrane transport
Cellular component (GO): membrane
Molecular function (GO): xenobiotic transmembrane transporter activity; antiporter activity
Source: RefSeq, a predicted model, not a curated record